This is a messenger RNA of Penicillium cataractarum, 1233 nucleotides long. RefSeq lists its product as uncharacterized. Bases 1 to 1233 code for a protein of 410 amino acids. Lineage: Eukaryota; Fungi; Ascomycota; Eurotiomycetes; Eurotiales; Aspergillaceae. The transcript is spliced from 6 exons. Gene Ontology annotation, biological process: oxalate metabolic process. The record is from RefSeq and is a predicted model, not a curated record. Gene Ontology annotation, cellular component: cell wall.
AUGCGUUUCCAUAGUCUCGCAGUUGUUGGCCUUCUGUCAGGCUCUGCGCUUGCAGUUCCCAGAGUCAGUAAACGAUCUGAUCCGGCGAAUAGCGGGCAGCCUAUCAACAACGAGAAUGGCAGGGGCGCUCCUUUGCUAGGUGGAACGAACAAGGCAGUGGAUCUCCAGAAUCCAGAUCAACUUCGCACUCCGACCACCGACAACGGCUUCGUCCCUAAUGUCAAGUGGAGUUUCUCCCAGUCGCAGACCAGGCUGUUCCCUGGUGGUUGGUCUCGUGAGCAGGUCAUUCAGGACCUACCACAGAGCCAUGACAUUGCUGGUGCUCAGCAGCAUUUGAAGAAGGGAGCCACCCGUGAGCUGCACUGGCACCGAGUGGCUGAAUGGGGCUUUGUGUACAACGGAUCUCUCCUUCUCACCGGCGUUGAUGAAAACGGAGGUUUCACCACUGAGGUGCUGGAAACUGGUGAUAUCUGGUACUUCCCCAAGGGUGUUGCCCACAAUGUCCAGGGUCUGGAUGAUGAGAACGAGUACCUGCUUGCCUUUGAUGAUGGUGACUUUGAGAAGAUCGGGACGACUUUCAUGGUCGAUGAUUGGAUUGCCCACACUCCCAAGGAGAUCCUGGCCAAAAACUUUGGUGUUAAUGCUUCUGUCUUUGACAACGUCCCUGCUAAGUUCCCAUACAUCUUGAACGGCACUGUCAGCUCGGAUCUUGCCAAGGCACCCGAGGGUACUCUGAAGGGCAACAGCUCCUAUGUCUACCAUACAUACAAGCAUCCCUCCGAGCCUGUUCCCGGCCACGGUGGAACUUUCCGCAAGAUUGACUCUACAAACUUCCCGAUCUCCAAGACCAUCGCAGCUGCCAUCGUCGAGCUUGAGCCCAAGGGUCUGCGUGAGCUGCACUGGCACCCUAAUGCCGAGGAAUGGCUUUACUUCCACCAGGGUAAUGCCCGUGCAACUGUCUUCCUUGGAGACUCCAAGGCUCGCACUUUCGAUUUCACUGCUGGAGAUACUGCUGUCUUCCCUGAUAACAGUGGCCACUACAUCGAAAACACCUCUGAGACUGAGAAGCUCAUUUGGGUUGAAUUGUAUAAGAGUGACCGUGUCGCCGAUAUUUCGCUUGCUCAGUGGCUCGCUCUGACCCCGGCUGAUACUGUUGCGAAUGUUCUGAAGGUUGACAUUGAAGUCAUUCACCAGAUCAAGAAGCAGAAGCAGAUCCUGCUUCCGGGUAAAUGA